This is a messenger RNA of Cydia splendana, 6233 nucleotides long. RefSeq lists its product as uncharacterized. The transcript has 4 exons. Gene Ontology annotation, biological process: DNA integration. Lineage: Eukaryota; Metazoa; Arthropoda; Insecta; Lepidoptera; Tortricidae. Gene Ontology annotation, molecular function: nucleic acid binding. Bases 72 to 6233 code for a protein of 2053 amino acids. The record is from RefSeq and is a predicted model, not a curated record.
GGCGUCGUAAUGGAAGACUCUCGUUGGGUUCACAAGGGAGCACCGAAUCAAUCAACGAGAACAGUAUCACAAUGAACCAGGACGCCCUAACGGCGGUGUUGACCACCUUGCAACAGACUCAGAACGAGUUUUGUCAGCAAUUGCUUCGCGAGGUGAGGUCCUCGACUCCAUCACAGGCCGACGCCACGGCUGCUGCCAUCGCUGCGGCUGCUACGUUCGCUGCAGCUAAUGGUAACUUUGCACAAUGUACGGCGCGUUACAGCGGCAACAAAGAGGAGCACCUGGAAAGCUUCGUGGAUGCCGUAGAAAGUUACAAGUCGUGCAUGCAUAUUACGGACGAAAAUGCUGUUCGCGGUCUGUCGCUACUGCUUACCAAGGAUGCAGGAGUUUGGUGGCAAGGUGUAAAAUCACAAGUAAGGACGUGGGAAGAUGCGCUCGACAAGCUGCGAAGUGCUUUCGGCGAGCGACGCCCUCCUUUUGUAAUAUACACAGAGCUUUUCUCUUUGGUUCAAGGUGAACAAAAUACGGAGAUUUUUGUUUCGAAAGCCAGAGCAUUGUUAGCUAAACUGCCACCAGAAGACCUUAGCGAGCGAGUCCAAAUAGAUAUGGUAUUCGGGCUCUUAGAUCGCCGCAUAAGAAAAAGAUUAAAAAGAGAAAACAUAGAUACGUUUGAUACAUUGUUGAAACAUUGUCAAAGUAUUGAAGAUUCACGCAAAGAGAAUCAUGUACCCGUUGCGGCAAAGAAGUCGAACGACCGUGAAAAUUCUACGGCAGCGAGCGUUUCGCCGAAUCGCGCAAGGUCGCGCGCCACCGGUACGGGCGGCGUUGCUAAGCAACGUGUUGCGGCCGCCGAAGGUACCUACGCUUCGUUGCGCCCGCGCGAGGGCGGUUUGAGCGGACACGACUCGUUGCAACAUGCAUCACCACAGCCGCCCGACGCCGCGAAGGCGCGUGCUCGGCACGGUGAAACUCCCGCCGUACGGCUCGGCGAAAGUCCUGCGCGCGCUCACGAGUGUUCGCGAGAGCGCGAUACUUACGCCGCCGGUCGCGGAGCAGCGGCGCGCACGUUAAGCGAUGCGCCGGUGCCAGGGACAAGCGCCGGCGCCGCGCCGAGCGCUAACCCUUCGCCCGCGCACUGUGGAGGAGGCAACGGUGCUCAUAAAGUGCUUGUUGAAAGUGGUUUAAAGGUGUUGAAGGACACUCUCAGCCCUGUUACCACAGCUGGCGGUCAUAGAUUGCGCAACGAAGGGUAUAUGAUGAUACCGGUGCACUUCGAAAAUAAAUUACACAUUUUAAAAGCUUUUGUUGUGCCAAGUGUUGUAAACAAUCUUAUUUUGGGAGAUGACUUCUGGCGUGCCUUUCAGAUUUUGCCAAAAUACCUUAGCAGCAUUGUUACAGACGAUACUAAGUCUGACAAUACUAUCAUUUCACCGAAGCAGGGUUCUUUCAUUCAGGGAUAUGAUAGAUUGGAUGAAUCUCAGAAGCAGGUAGCUGACAAUGUUGUUAGGCAGUUUGAGGACAUUUCUUUUCAACGCAAGGGACUCGGUGUAACUGACGUGAUUACGCAUCGUAUAGACACUGGGGAUUCGGGUCCUAUUCGCCAACGCUACUAUCGUCUUUCUCCCGAGAAGCAGCGUAUAUUAGUAGAACAGGUGGAUGAAAUGCUUUCACUCGACGUAAUCGAGCCCUGCGAGAGUGCAUGGUCAUCACCGGUCCUAAUUGUAGAUAAGAAGGAUGGCAAACCCCGAUUUUGUCUAGAUAGCCGUAAGCUGAACUCCGUGACAAAACGUGACGCGUACAACUUACCGUAUAUCGCCGAGAUUUUGGAUAACCUUAGAGAUGCUCGCUAUCUUUCCAGCAUCGACUUAUCCAAAGCCUUCUGGCAAAUUAAAAUCGCUGAGGAGGAUAGGAAUAAGACCGCAUUUUACGUUCCGAGCAGGGGCACUUUCCACUUUAAGCGAACUGCCUUUGGCUUAACCAAUGCUCCUGCGACUCAACAAAGGUUGGUAGACAUGUUGUUUUCUGAGUUCGGGCUCAAGGUUUUUGCGUACCUUGACGACAUUAUCAUCGUCUCGCAGGAUUUUAAUAGUCACGUUUCUUUACUUUUACGAGUCUUGGACAAAUUGAAGCAAGCCAACCUUACUGUAAAUUUAGACAAGUGUCAAUUUUUCAGAAACCAGCUUAAGUAUCUCGGAUAUGUAGUUGACGGUUCUGGUCUGCAUACAGAUCCUGCCAAGGUCGAGGCUAUCUUAAAAGUUCCGACUCCUACUUGCAGCAAAGACCUCAAGCGAUUUCUUGGAACCGCUACUUGGUACCGUCGGUUUGUCCCUAAAUUCAGUACUAUCGCUGGGCCUUUAAAUAAAUUGACUUCCACGAGGAAAGGCACACCUCCAUUUAAAUGGACUUCGGAGGCUGAGUCUGCGUUCCAAGAACUCAAGGAGUGUCUUGUGUCUUCUCCGGUUCUCUGUUGUCCCGAUUAUUCUAAACCUUUCGAGGUACACACUGAUGCCAGCAAUUACGGGAUCGGUGGCAUGCUAACACAAACCAUCGACGGCAAGGAGCACCCGAUCGCGUAUAUGUCUAAGAGCUUGUCACCAGCAGAGAAAAAUUAUAGUAUCACCGAACGCGAGGCACUGGCUGUCGUGACGGCGUUAGAAUAUUGGCGUUGUUACAUAGAAAACGGUCAGACUUUCACACAUUAUGUACAAACAUUGUUUUGUAAUAAUGAAAAUCAAGCUCUGUCUUGUAAUAAUGAUAAUCAAACUUUAUUUUGUGUCCAAGAAAGUCAAGUUUGUGUUGAUAAAAUCAAUGUUUGUCAGGUAAAUGUCAAGGCUUCUCCCCGCCCUAUUAUGAUUAUAAAUGUUCUCGGGGCGAGUGGUUCUGCACUUGUUGAUCCUGCGGCUAAGGCUAGUGUUGCCGGUCACACGUUAUACGCUUUCCUGCGAAGUAAAGGACACCCGUUAGUGUCGUCAACAAUGAGUGUUAGGUUGGCAGACGGUGUUAGUAGGAAUAUGACUGUACUCACCGCAGAGGUGGAGGUGACACUGAAACACAAGACAAGAAAAACUAGUUUUGUGAUUUUUCCUGAUGCCGUCGGUAACGAAUCUCUCUUAGGAAUAGACUUCCUUAAGGAUUUUGAUUUAAUUGUGGAUUUUCGCGACGAUCUCUGGUAUUUCGCUGAAAAUAGUAAACAAAAGUAUGAGUUACAGUUUGAAAGCGUGUCACCUCCCGCUCUGUGUGUUGCUGCUUUAGAGGUGCUUCGGGAGGACGAAGCCACGUUGCUCGACGCGCAACAACGCGAGUUGCUUUCCCAGUUGCUCACGGAGAACAGGGACCUGUUUGAGCCAGGGGGAGGGCCAACUCCUUUUGCUGAGCACAGGAUCGACACGGGCGACCAUGCGCCUAUCGCGGUGCCGCCUUAUCGUGUCACGCCUGCUAAGGAGGUAAUGCGAGCGGAAAUAGAGAAGAUGCUGGCAGACGAUAUAAUAGAGGAAUGCGAGUCCCCAUGGGGCUCCCCAGCACUCUUGGUCCCCAAGGCUAAUGGCAAGGUACGUUUUUGUGUGGACUAUCGCAAGCUUAAUGCUAUUACCAAAACGGAUUUUUAUCCAAUGCCUUUGAUCGACGAGCUCGUACAGUCAACGAAGAGGAACUGUUACAUGAGCACGCUCGAUAUGCGCAGUGGGUUUUGGCAGGUGUCUGUUAGGCCGGAAGACCGCGAUAAGACAGCCUUUGUCUCUCCUUUUGGUACGUACCGCUUUAAGCGUAUGCCGUUCGGACUAAAAAAUUCGCCGUCCACUUUUCAGCGGCUUAUAGACAGGCUCCGCUCAGGCUCUUCUCUCCAACAAGUGACUUUGCUCGCGUAUCAAGAUGACUUGCUGGUCAUUUCUGAAGGUUUCAACCAGCAUCUUGCGGAUCUUCGAGCAGUCUUUGAAAGAUUGCGUAUGUUUGGUCUGCGCGCUAAUCGUGAGAAGUGUGUCUUUGCACGUGAAAAGGUAAAAUACCUUGGUCAUAUCAUUUCACAAGACGGUAUUUCGCCAGAUGAUGACAAAGUCCGUGCUGUCUUGGACAUGAAGGCCCCUUCGACGCUGCGCCACUUGCGGACAUUCUUGCAGACCUGCUCUUGGUUCCGUAAGUUUAUCCCUAGUUUCUCUGCUGUUGCCGAGUCAUUGACCCGUCUGACAAAGAAGAACCAGGUAUGGAUGUGGGGUCCGGAACAGGUGGAAGCUUUUGAGCAGUUAAAAAAGCGAUUGACUUCAGCUCCUGUUCUUAUCCAGGCUGAUUAUCAGAGGCCGUUCAUUUUGAGAACACACUCGAGCAACUACGCGCUCGGUGGCGUUUUGCUUCAAGGACAAGGUAAAGAUGAACGCCCCAUCGAGUACGCCAGUCGUCUGCUCACACCAGCUGAAAGAAACUACAGCACUACAGAACGCGAGGCUCUUGCGGUCGUGUGGGCCGUAGAGCGGUUCAGAGGAUACAUUGAAGGGCAUCCUGUCGUGAUUGGGAGCGACCACCAGCCAUUGAAGUGGCUUCUGACCUUAAAGUCGCCUUCAGGUAGGUUAGUUCGGUGGGCGUUAAAACUACAGGCCUUCAACAUCCGGUUCGAGUACACUCCAGGUAAGGCAAAUGUGGUCGCCGAUACUCUCAGUCGUCCUGCGUGUGGAGAGGAAAGUAAGGAUCAGUGUGGCAUAUGUGCGGUCGUCGUGGACUUACCUGCACGCAGCCCUACAGACCUGCGUCGUGCUCAGCUCGAUGACCCGGAUCUGGAAAAGAUAAUAGUAGAAUUAGAGAGUACGUCAGACGAUACUGCCGUUGGAGCAAAGCGUUGGUCUGAAAGAGGAUAUUUUAUGCAGCAAGGCGUCUUGUACAGGUACAAUCCCGAUGUUGAUAGUGAAGAACCGCAGCUAGUGGUUCCUAUUUCGCUUCAUCUUGACAUCUUGAAGGAAUGCCACGAUUCUCCGUUGUCGGGGCACCAAGGGGUUGAGAGGACCUUUCACAAGAUCUCGCAACGCUUUUUCUUCCCAGGUAUGCGUCGUAUCAUCGCUGAAUACAUAAAAAGUUGUGUAUCUUGUCAGCGAUACAAAGCGUCUAAUGAGAAGCCUUCUGGUCUUCUCCAAACUCCGGUUCUUAGUCAACGCAACGAGGUCGUAGCUAUCGAUCUUUUUGGUCCUUUACCAGAAGGGGAGAAAGGAGAGCGUUGGAUUUUCUUAGUAGAAGAUACCGCCACAAGGUGGGUGGAACUAUAUGCGCUGAAAGAAGCUACGUCCGAAGCUUGCGCGCGUACUAUUGUAGAAGAGUACUUUCUCAGGUACGGUUUUCCUCGCAGGAUAGUCUCAGACAAUGGUGUACAGUUUGUAGGAGCCGUUAUGCAACAAUGCAUGUAUAUCCUCGGAGUCAAACAGAGCCUCCUCCCGCUGUACCAUCCUGAAGCGAAUCCCGCCGAGCGUAAAAAUCGCGAUAUGAAGACUCAGCUUGGGCAGCUGGUUGGAAACGAUCACACAUCGUGGCCAACGAAGCUGGGUGUAAUCCGGUUUGCCAUGAAUAGUGCUGUGUGUCAAGCGACUGGUGCUACUCCGGCGUACCUCAUGUUUGCACGGCAGAUGAGGUCUCCUAUAGAGGUUAGUUAUGACUUAAGAGCCGUCCUUGAUAAAGAAAACUUUGUUCCGCAGAUUACGCCAUAUCUUCGCUCGUUUAUUAGUUCUCUGUCAGCAGUACGAGAUCGGGUUGAAGCUCAGCAGGAUAGGCGUAAGGAACAUGCUGACAAAUCUCGUCAGCCAGGUGAUGUAUUUGACGUCGGGGACAAUGUCCUCAUUAAGUCGCACGUUCUUAGCAAUGCGUCAAAGAACGUCUCUGCCAAGUUUGUACCGAAAAGAGAUGGCCCUUACCUGGUCGUUAAGAAGGUUAGUCCGACAACUUACCUGGUCGCUGAUCCUGGCUCACCCGGUGAGAUUCUGGGCAAGUAUCACUCCUCUCAGCUCGUUCGAUUUAAUAGUAGAGAUGAUGUGCUUCCUUCUCCCGUAGUGCCAAAACGAAAUAGAGGUCGUCCACGUAACCGAGACCAGAGUGUUGUGCGAGUCCACGGACGUGGGCGUCUUGAUGAACUCGAGGGGGAGUCUAUAGCGUGUGACAGGGACAGCACGCCCACGCGUGCGUUAGAAAGGGAUAUCACGCCUUGUGAGCGUCUUCCCAAGAGAACCAAUCGCGGUCGACUCCCGGCUCGCUUCUUAACAGAUUAA